AUGGUAAUGGCAGAUAAAAACAUGGUUCAGAACGCAGUAAGACCAGCAGAAAACAAGAAUGAAGGUGAUAAUAACGACUGGGAAAAUGAAGAAAAUGAAGAAAAUGAAGAAAAUGAUGAAAAUGAUGAAAAUUGUAACGAUGCCGAAUUUGAAGCAAUAAAUGCUCAAUUAGACCAACUUAAUUCAGUUUUGGAUAACCUGGAACAAAAAAAUGAUGAUAUUCGUGCAGAAUUAAUUCAAUUACUGCACUCAAAUCGAGAAGCAAGAAAACAAUUUCAAGAAUGCAAAGAUUCUUUAAAACCAGAUUUGUAAUAUUUUGUUUUAAACAGAUUACGUAUUGUAAAUAUAUAUAAUAAUAAUAUAAUAUUAUGUUUGUACUAUUCAGUACAAUAUAGUACUAUUUUGAUGUUUAAAAAUUAAACAUUCCUACUGAUAAUCAUUAGGCAUUAUGUAGAAUUAUUUUUAUGCUUUUGUAGUGUAAUGAUAGAAAUAUAAAAACGUAUAUACAUGUA
This is a messenger RNA of Osmia bicornis bicornis, 512 nucleotides long. RefSeq names its product bublin coiled-coil protein. NCBI's taxonomy places the organism in Eukaryota, Metazoa, Arthropoda, Insecta, Hymenoptera, Megachilidae. The transcript has 3 exons. The record is from RefSeq and is a predicted model, not a curated record. The coding region runs from base 1 to 312 and encodes 103 amino acids.